This is a messenger RNA of Protopolystoma xenopodis, 387 nucleotides long. The record is from the annotation of a GenBank genome assembly. Lineage: Eukaryota; Metazoa; Platyhelminthes; Monogenea; Polystomatidea; Polystomatidae.
AUGCAGGAAAAAAUGGUAACUAACGCCAAGCAGUUGGCGAAGAUCAGCCUCUCUGAAGCGGAAGGGAAUGUUGGAGACAUGCAGUCGCUUGGGGGCACUAUUCGUCAAUCCAGCGGCUGCCAAAGCGACUGCUGCAGCGGCGGCAGCCGCGGCAUUCGAGUGUUGCGUCGAAAGGCAGCUCGAGGCGGUGGUCACCGAGCUCGGGGUCGGAUUCCCGCCUCCGGCGGCCGUACCGGAGGCAGACAGGCCGGACAGGCCACCGGUACCAGAACCAGCGGGCAGGAAGGUAGCCAAUUGGCUGGUGACGGCUGGGUUGGACGAAGACAUACAGAUGGAACCUCCUGCUGCCCCACCCAGAAGGGACGGACCAUUGAGUACAUUCGCUGA